UUGACGUAGAAAAUGACUCUCAGGGGGUUCUCGACGGAGGAGCUCCUUAAAAAGUUGAUGGAAGAAGGCAUUGAUGUGUCAGACGACGAGGCGCAAAGGUUUAGAGGAUUCGAGCUUUGUGGGGGAAGAUGCAGCCUCAGUUGAUGCUCAUAUCAAGGUGCUAAAUGAUCAGCACAAGAAGCUACAUCCUGACACAGCACUGGUGAAAGACCGCAUCACAAAAACCUUUGCAUGGAGACAUCGAGAGGUAGCUCAAGGAAUGUGUACUGUGGACCUAUUAAAGAGAGAUCCAUUCCUGGGGACAUCUGCAGGGUUGUGUGAUGAGGUUGAUUUAAUGCAUCCCUGCCAAGACAACAUCUGUCGCCGCUUUAGCGAAAACUUCACUGCUGUUCUUCAAAAUGUUCUUCAAAUGACCAAGGAUUUGCCACUGAAGAAGGUCUACAUGGAAGCAAGAGAGAAUGCACUGGCUGAAGACAUUACAGGAAUUGACUUCAAGGGGGCACUUCUCUUGCCAUCCAUCUUCAAGGAGAAGAUAGAAGAUUUCAUCAUCGUUGGAGAGAAUACUCCCACGAGUCCAUACCCAACCAUUCGAAUGAAAGAUAAGAGUUGGACAACUGCCCUCUCAAGACAGUGUUGCUGUGUUGUGACAGUUGAAGGAGUGGAUGUUUGCUUGUGCCGCUCGCUGGAUGAGGCCUACAUCUCAGCAUUCUCCACCUUCUUCGUGUUCAACAUGACCUACCCUGCAUACUUCAAGAAAACACUUGUCUUUCUUCAGAACUGCAUUGUCAACAUAGGAGACAAGGGAGACAAACCCCUGCCAGUAAGUGUCACCAGGGUACUUGACCAACUCUAUUAAA
This is a messenger RNA of Oreochromis aureus, 857 nucleotides long. RefSeq lists its product as uncharacterized. Lineage: Eukaryota; Metazoa; Chordata; Actinopteri; Cichliformes; Cichlidae. The transcript has 5 exons. The record is from RefSeq and is a predicted model, not a curated record. The coding region runs from base 74 to 856 and encodes 260 amino acids.